UGGCUGCUGGGUGUUGCGCGCCUUGCCCCUCUCGCUCGCCUCCCAGCCCGCGUCUCCACCCCCUCCGCUCGCCUGCUCCCUGGCGUGACUCGGCACUCGCAGCUCCGGGAGGACACGUCGUGGUCGCCGUUCGCGCUCAGGCCCCGGCCUCCUGCAGCCCGUCUCCGGCCUCUCUCAGGCUCUCUGCUUCAGUUUCGAGGCCGGAAGCGUCGCGGCCGCCCUACCGGGCUCUCUGUGAGGAUGGUGGGAGUGAAGCCGGUCGGGAGCGAUCCAGAUUUCCAGCCGGAGCUGAGCGGGGCGGGCUCCAGACUUGCCGUGGUCAAGUUCACCAUGAGAGGGUGUGGCCCGUGUCUGCGGAUUGCCCCGGCUUUCAGCUCUAUGAGUAAUAAGUACCCACAGGCAGUCUUCUUGGAAGUAGAUGUGCAUCAGUGCCAGGGAACAGCUGCAACCAACAAUAUAUCAGCAACACCUACAUUUUUGUUUUUUCGAAACAAAGUGAGAAUCGAUCAGUAUCAAGGAGCAGAUGCCGUGGGACUAGAAGAGAAAAUCAAGCAGCACUUAGAAAAUGAUCCUGGAAGCAAUGAGGACGCAGACAUUCCAAAGGGCUAUAUGGAUUUAAUGCCUUUUAUUAACAAAGCUGGUUGUGAAUGUCUUAAUGAAAGUGAUGAGCACGGCUUUGACAACUGUUUACGAAAAGACAUGUCCUUCUUGGAGUCUGACUGUGAUGAGCAGCUCCUUAUUACUGUGGCAUUCAAUCAGCCUGUUAAGCUUUAUUCCAUGAAGUUUCAAGGACCAGAUAAUGGUCAGGGUCCUAAAUAUGUAAAAAUUUUUAUCAACCUACCCCGAUCUAUGGAUUUUGAGGAGGCGGAAAGGAGUGAGCCAACUCAAGCUCUGGAACUGACAGAGGAUGACAUUAAAGAAGAUGGCAUUGUUCCUCUUCGUUAUGUUAAAUUUCAGAAUGUUAACAGUGUAACUUUAUUUGUUCAGUCUAAUCAAGGAGAAGAAGAAACAACGAGAAUUUCAUAUUUUACUUUCAUUGGUACUCCAGUCCAGGCAACAAAUAUGAAUGACUUCAAACGAGUGGUUGGCAAAAAAGGGGAAAGCCAUUAGGGUACAAAGACACUGGAAGACUUACUGCAGUCAGACUUGCAGCUCCUGGAUAAUUGCUUGAUUCUCUUCGGAAACUGUUAAUCUUUUAUUUGUUGCCAGUACCAAUAAAUCAUUGCUUUUGUUCAGAUGGCAUCACUAGUGUUUCAGUGUAAUCUCGAUACACGCAGUUGUAAAUAAAAGUCACUACUUUUGCCAAGCUUAA
Messenger RNA from Mus caroli (Ryukyu mouse), 1312 nucleotides. It is a transcript of the gene Txnl1, whose product is annotated as thioredoxin like 1. The record is from RefSeq and is a predicted model, not a curated record. NCBI's taxonomy places the organism in Eukaryota, Metazoa, Chordata, Mammalia, Rodentia, Muridae.